AUGGUGGCCUGCGAAAAGACAACGGGGCCACACCUCCCUGUGGGUACCAGAUACACCUACCAAUACUCCAGCAACACCAGCACCAGCCUGCAGGGGGCGCCGCUGGAAGCCAGUGGCCUGGGCCUCCAAGGCUUGGCCAUCCUUGAAGUGCUAGGCACAUGCCAGAUGGCCUUAUGGCUUCAAGACUUCCAGGUGACGUCCGUUCUGGGGUCCCAGGUGGAAGUUCUGAAGGAGUCUGAGAGUUUAAGUGCUGCUCUGGGCCACAGCCCUCUUGGCUUCAUCCUCCGUGCUGGGCAAGUGGUCCACUUGUGUCCUCACCGCUCUGAGCCACGCUGGGCCUUGAAUGUAAAGAGAUCAGUUCUGAGCCUUGUGCAGAGCUGUCCCGACGUGCGCGAGUCCAAGACCCUGGAGGAGGAAGACAUCCUGGGCCGGUGCCCCACCACAUACCAGAGUCAAGGGGGUCAUCUGCUCAAGACCAAGGAUUUGGCGCUGUGCUCCCUGCACACAGCUCACUCCGCCCUGUACACCCAGCCGCUGCCUGGGAUGGUAAGUUCCGGUCUAGCUUCUAGCUUCAGCUGUCGGCAGAGCUUCCAGGCCGGUGUACUGCAGGAGGCUGCCUGCGAAGAGCUGCACACAGCUGGGCCCCUGCUCCAGAAGGCCAGCACUGUGAGCACACGGGUGCACUCCUCCAUCACACUGCUGCACGGGGUGGUCCAGGGCCCAGCCGUCACAGAUAUGGACUUCAAAGAUGUGAGUCCCAGGAGCCUGCAGUAUGAAUGGGAGGAGACGCUGUCCCCAGCCACAGUGACCACGGCGGCUACUUUAGUGGAGAGGCUGUGUGUGGCUCAUCCCACCAGCUUUGAGACCACAGAGAUAUUCUUGAUGCUGGUGUCUGAGCUCCGAGGCCUUUCUGCGGGUGAGCUGACUGAAGUCUGGAGACACUCGUCUUCGAAAUGCCAAGGGGAUGGGCAUCCACUGGUAGACGCCCUGCCCUCCUGUGGUACUCAGAACUGUGUGGACCUCAUGAAGCAGCUCAUCAUGGCCAGGGAGGUGGAAGCAGACCAGGCUGAGGCAUGGCUGUGGUCGCUGGCCUUCAUUCCAAAGCCCACGGACACCAUGGUGCACACACUGCUGCCACUGCUGCAGUCUCCAGGGGUCAGCCCAGGCGCCUUCCUUGGCAUCUCAGCUCUGGCGCACAACCUCUGUGCUGCUCUGGAUGGGCACUGCCAGCAGUUACCUGGAGUUGGCUCCCUUGUGAGGAUUCUGGGAGAGGCUUUUGGUGUGAACUGCAGCUUCCCAGAGCCUGUGGAUGCUGGCCAGCCUCAGCUUGUGUUGAAGGCCAUCGGCAAUGCAGGGCUGGCAGCAGCUGCUCUCACCCCUGUGCUGAGCACCUGUGCUACCCUGAGGAGCAACUCCCCAGAGAUCCGGCUGGCAGCUGUCCAGGCCUUCCGGAGGAUCCCUUGCUCUGCAGAUAGGUCAGUGCUCUCGCGCCUGUACCAAGCUCCCAACGAAGACACGGAGCUCCGUAUCAAUGCCUACCUGGCUCUGAUGAGGUGCCCCAGCGAGGAGGUGUUUGCCCAGGUGCGGCACACACAGGCAUCGGAGCGGUCCACCCAGGUGGGCUCUUUUGUGUGGAGCCACAUCCUGCAGCUGCUGGAGACAGAUGACCCCCUGAAACGUGACCUUCGGGACGCCCUCCCCGAGGACAUCCUCAGUCAGCAGUUCCAGCCGGAGACCUGGAAACACUCGUCUUACUGUGAUGUCACCUUCCGCUCAACAUCUGGCAGCCUGGGAGCCAACCUGGAGAGGACCCUCCUCUUCUCUCCCAACUCUUUCCUCCCUUGUUCUGCCACGGUGAACCUCACUGUCCACGCUGUUGGCCGCGCCUUCAACCUACUGGAGUUGGGAGUCCAGUUGAAAAACACCGAAGACAUCAUCCGCAAUCUGCUGGGCCCCAAAUCCUUCUGGAGGCAGGAAGAGAAGAAAGAGGCAGAGCCAGAGAGUCCUUCAGGGCCAGAGCCAGGCCUGGGCAGCUCUGAGUGUCCAAGAGAAAGCUCCAGAAAGAUGAAGGCCCUCCAGGAGAAGGUGGCCCAGCGGUAUAGGACAAGACGGACACCAAGCUGCCAGUUGAGUGUCAAAGUGUUCGGGCACGAGCUGAGCUUCCUGGACUGUGGGCCUCUGGGUGGCCACCGGAGACUCUGGUCUCUGCCCCUGGCUGAACUUGCCAUCAAGCUUCUCAAGGGGCAGGAGGUGCAGGUGACCCGGAGGCUGAGCCUGGCUUUGGGGGAGCUCUCCUUUCCCACAGUGUCUGGCAUUCCAGGCAGGCUCAGUCUACAUGCCUUGGCUACUGUCAGCAUCUGUGUCCAAGGAGUGGCUGACUUCCAGCAACUCUCAGAUUUCUCCCUGAGGGGUUCCGUCAAGCCCAGCGCCCUCCUGCAGGUCUCAGCUCAGAUGGGCACUGCAGGGGCCCUGGGGCAGGCUGGGCUGAGGUGGUUGACCCGUGCCCGUGGCACCACCAGCCUAGACGGUGGGAUCCAAGCCAGGAAGGGUCAGGACCUCAGAGUGCAUCUGAAUGCCACAGAGGACUCUGUGGAGCUACUCAGCUUCAGCUCCAGGCUGUAUCUUGUCACUGGGGACCGUGUGAAGAAUUUGAGUGAGGGUCACAGCUCCUCUGAGUCUCAGUCCUGUACCAGUGACAAAGUGUCCCAAACCUGGGGUUGGCAGCUGUGUACUACCACGGCCUGGCCAGGGCCCAGUCAGCCUUCCCUGCUCUCCGUGCCUGUGUUCACAGACUUGAUUCUGAAGAAACAGGACCCAGGGCUUAAGCUAUACUUGCUAGAAGCAGCCUACACCCUCCACUUCCAGAAGGACAGCUGGCUCCCUGAAGAAGCCACAGCACACCUCUUCAUGGGUACACCCCAGUCAGAAGUGGCCAGAGAUGUUGGGGUGGACAUCAACUACAGCAUGCCCCAGAGGAAGUGCCGGUUCAAGCUGUUUCACCCCAAAAAGAAAAUUCAGCUGGACGGUAAGAUGGAAGUUCUCAAAAGCGCGAGCAUGGGCUACCUGGAGCUGGUACUGGACGACAGGGAUGUCUAUUACAUCAAGGGCCAGAGUGACCUGCAGCCAGAGUCAGGCAACAAGACCCAGCGGUUUGAGGCCCAGGUGGAGGCAAAGCUGGUGACAGCAGGCAGACCUGUAGUCCUUGAUGGGAAUAUCACGUGGCAGGCAGGCAGCAGACUGGACUUCUCUGGAUCUCUGAGCCACAUGCAAAGUGACCAGGCUUACGUAACAGUGUUGAUGGAGAAGAAGGCCAAGGCAGGGCUACAGGAGUCCAUCCUGGGCGUCCAGCUGCAGGUUCCAGGUGUGGCGGAGCUCCACAUACAGGGUCUUCUGGAGCAGCAUGGCCCUGUGAGAAGCAGUGCCCUGAGCAUCAAGUACAACCUCCUAGGUCAGGCAAGGCACGUUGCUCAUGAGUGCAGUACCCGCCAGAGGCUGAGGAUGGAGAGUGGCCCCAAGGACACCCGCGAGUUGGACGUGGUCCAUGAGUUCCACUGCACACAGCUCCCGAUCAUCAGUCACAAGGUCCAGCUGCAGCACAAACAGGGCCCUGACCACCUACGCUGGCAGCUGGAGGCCAGCUAUGGGGAGCAAUGGGCUGAGACUGGCAACAAGAGAAUCCUAUGGAUCAGCCAGACCUUCAGGAACGACUCAGGGCCGGCACUCCGCAACUACUUCCUGGAGUUUGCACUGCAGGUCCCUGAGAGGCGGGUGGACUGCCUCACGCAGCUGUGUCACUUGAGCCUCCGGCAGCCCCACAUCAAAAGCAGUACAUACUUGAAGGUGCUAGUCAAUGAGCAGCUGCCCUUCGUGGUUGGCGUGCACUGGAAAGACACAUCCAGGGCCACUGUGUGGAGACAGGAAGGAGCCUUGAACUUGGACAGUCCAUGGCUCACAGUGUCUGCGGCUCACAGGCUCUACUGGCCACAAUGGGCCAUGUUCCAGGCUGUCUCAGAGCUGACACUGGCCAAAGCCUGGACCCUCAAGGAUUUGGUGGUCAGCAUGACCUGCAGGAGCCAGGGCCACGAGAGGGAAGUCAAUAUUCAGGUGUACACAGAAGCCACCACCUACCUCCGGGUCUCCAUGGCAAUAACCUCGACGGCAGGCCUCUUCCACAGCAGGGGUGAGUUGGAGUCAGCCUGGAGUGCCUCUGUACUUGGUGAGGUCCACGCUGAGAACAGCCAGGGCAGAAAGGCCCUGCACUGCUGGUGGAAGAGCCUCCAGCGGGAACUGAACUUCACAGUGGCCUACAAGCACACAAAGAGGCCCCAGAGGACCUAUGUACUGCUGACUGUCCUGGGGACUGGUGUCCUGGGCCAGCCUCAUGGCCUGCAGCUUGAGGGAGAACUGGAACAGCUGCAGCGCGGCAAGACAUUGUUCCGGAAGCGAGGGACAUUGCUCCUCAGGCACCCUUGGCACCUCUUGGUCCCGCAGAACCUCCUCUUGCAGGGGACCUUCAUGGUGGACAAGCAGCACCAGCGUCACUCCCUGGAGACCAAGGCUGUCCUGAAUGAGCAGGAGGAGACCGUACACACUGUGGUGCUGGGCUGCCAGGCUGGGCACCUCUAUGUCUGCACAGGCCUGACACACCCCUAUGACGAUAAGGCUAUCCCCCGGAGCCUGGAGGGGUGCCUGGUGGCCGGGAAUCCGCACAACGCUAAGAACAGUGAGGUCAAGGUGACAUUAAAAAUCAACCAGAAAGUGGUUCUGCAUCUGAAGGGCUCACACCACAGCCGCUCUCAGCAUGGAGGGAUCCAGCACAGCAUGGCUCUGGAUGCCACCCAUUCCCACCAGGUGAGUUUUCCUCAGACCCUUCGCUUGAAUGGUAGCUUUGACCUAACACGGCGUCGACAAGGAGCAUUUGACUUCAUCGUAGAUGCACAAGCUGCUAUCAACCACAAUGCCACGUCCCAGGUCUCAGUUCAGCUAAACAAAUCAAACUCCCACUUGGCAUUUUCCUUGCAACUCCAACCUCCAGACGGCCUUGCCUUCCUGCCCAGCUUACAGGUGCAGGCUGCCGCAGGACGUCCCAAGAAACGCAAAGUGGAUUUGUCCCUGUCUGUGCGUGUGUCCGGCCAUGAGCUCCUUCUGCUAGAGGUGGACACUGACAAGCAAGAUAGGAGGAGCCACUGGGGCUGGACCACGAGGGUCUCCCUCUACCAGGCUGUCGUCAGCACCGCCAGAGCCCUUCAGCUCCAGCUGUCCUCCAAGGUCACCCCGGCAAGGGUACAGCUGUUUUCCAAGGUGCUGCUGGACCAGGACUCAGCCCAGCUACUCCUCAAGACAGCUGAGGAGAGACAGGGAGGCUGGGUCCUCAGGCUGUGGAGCCUUGGCCAGCACUCGGUAGCUGGCUGGACAGGAGUGCCGCGCGUCCUGAGCCUCAGGGGUGUGCUAGAGCAGAAGAAGACGUUCCGAAAAGGUUCUGUUAAGGUGGCCACCGACUCAGCCAUGCUGAGCUUCCUCCUACAGGACAAGCAUGAGGAGACAGGGGAUGGCAGCUUGCACAGCAUGGCCUGCAUCCUCACCCAGAACUGUAGCCAAGACUUGCCGGGAGAGCUCCAGGUGAAAGGGUGGUGGCAGACCUACACUAGAGCCCUCAGGGGCCAGGCCAGCAUCCAUGGUGACUCGACCAGCCUGGCCCUGAAUGGGUCCUGCACCUGGGACCCUGGGCACAGUCAGCUAUCAGGCAACUUGAUGCCCAACUCCAGCUCACUGAGUGAUGCAGGAAUCCCCUCCAAGGCUGGCAUCCGAGUGACAGGUGUCCAGGAGUCUUCCAAUCAUUCAGCACAGAUGGCGUUGUGGAGUACAAACUGUCACCUCCAUGGCAACCUUACUCCUUCAUCCCCAAGCGGUGGGGACAGCCCUGGGCACUGGGGCCUCCCCUUUUCCAUAUAUGGUCAUGGGCACAUCCAGGUCUACUAUAGUGGACACACCUUGCUGGCCCAGCUGAUGGGACUGUGCCUGGGGAAUGCUGAAAGGCCUCUCCAGGUCUCUGUGGACAUUCAUCAUGGUGCCAGCAGCGUGGAGUACUCCACACGUAUCUCGACAGGCCCUGUAGCCAUCAACUAUUCUGUAAACUACUGGGCCCACCAAGGCCGUCUGGAGCUUUGGGGGCACAGCCAACACAACAGCGAGGCCCUGCUGCAGGCCGGGAUCCCUGGGGAGGCUGACCUGCAAGCUGAGCUACAGAUGCAUGAGACUAAGACUUGGGCCCAUGUGGUCCUCCGUGGCAAGGACAAGGUCAGUGUGGCUAUGACAGCCCUGCUGGCUCGGCUGCCGAACGGCACACUGGAGGCAACUCUGAACACCAGCCACACAGUGCAUGCUUUCCAGAGACUGGGUCUGCCCUUCAGCAGCCAGUUACUAUUCCGAGAACUCUGGACCUUGGAAGACAUGAGGUCCUCCUUGCAACUUACUUUCGACACCCAAGAUAUGCUGGUCUUCCACGUUCAUGGCCAGAACCAUGCCAACAGCACAGAGCUGCUGCUGUGGGGCAGGUGCUGCCUCCCCUUUCUCCUGGGCUGCUGUCCUUGCUCAGCCCCUUCCACAGCCAAGCUCCAGUACUCCAAGGAUGAGACCAAAAGCGGCUUUGUCCUAGAGGUGGGGGAGCGCCGCCUCCAUGUCAGCGCCAGCCUGCUGGCUGCUAAGGACAGCCUGGCCAACGUCAUCCAGCUGCAGCAGACCUUCUUCCCCCAGCUCAGCACACUUCCCACAGAGCUGGUCCUGAGGACCGUGUUCCAGAGAGCACAAGGUGCCCACAUCCUGUGCCAGAUGGUGCUAUCGGAUGGCAGAGAGGUGGCCCUCAACGGGAGCCUCUCCAAACCCCUCUCCGGGAUCUGGAGGACCAUCCAUCUUCAAGUGGAGCUUGCCCACCAGCUGUCUCUGUCUCUGCCACGGCACUGCAGUCUCCGCCUGUUCUUGGAAUAUUCUAGAAAAAGCCACCAGGGUGACCUGGCUGUAGCCUGGAACAAUAAAGACCAGGUUCAGCGAUCCUGGGAUGGAAACUCACCUGUGACUCUGAACAUCACCUUGGCCGACAGGUCCUCUACCCAUAGUGUGGCCUGGUAUGGCUGCCUAGCUGCCUCACUAGGUCAGCUCCAGGGAACCUGGGGCCUGGGCCCACUGCAGGCCUGUGGGGCCUUGACUCAGACCCCGGUCAUGUUCAGUGAACAGUUUGAUCUCUCCUGGGGCCUACGCCGGCUGUGGCAAAAUGUGACCUAUGAGAAGCAUCAACUGCCGCAGGGUGACAAGGUCCACGCAGAGGCCACACUAGAGCACAUCCUCCCGGCCCGCUGCACCCAGCAUAGCUUCCGGGGGACAGUGGAGACUGACUACACAAGCACUUUACGCCACAGCCUCCACCUGGGGCUCUGCGACUUGCCCAGGGCCCUCUUGUUCUCUGGGGAGCACAGUCUGGACCAGGGUGCACUCCUGCUGAGUUCUCAAUACCAUCUGGGGCUUCCCCCAGACCCUGACCGGGGCCUGCACUUCAGCCUAACCCUCCACAACCACAGCCGACCUAAUGCACCUGAAUUCUCUGGGCAGCUGGAGCUCCAAGGCCCCAGGGCUCAGCGGCUCAGCUUGCUGGGCCACAUCUCUACCUCAGCUUCCCAAAGCAUGGUCCAGCUGGAGGGCAGGACGGAGAAGAAGGAGAAACUAAGGUUGUUGGUGUCCCGGGCCCUGAGCUGUCUUCAGGCUUCUGCCACCCAUGUGGAAGGGAGCGGAGAAGAGAGUGUGAUGGUAUGGGCAUGUGCCCACAAGAGAGCCAUGGAGGUGGAAGCCCUGCUCCAGAGCAGUGAGCAACCUGCCCAGCGUCUGGGGCACCUGACCCUGCAGGCAGCUAACCAGAGCCUCCUCCUAGUUGCACAUGGCUGUCAAGGGGCCCUGCUAAGCCAUAUGGAGUCCAAGAUGGCAGCAAUUGGCUCCCUGGUGCAGGCCCAGCUGGAAGAGAGGUUCCAGAAGCUGCAUGACUACAUGAGAGGUUUUCAGAACCUGGUACAGCCAGUGGGCACCCUGGACACUGCAGCGGAGUGUCUGCUGCAGUUGACCCAGGUGGGGCUAGGUGCUGUUCAGGCAGGUGGCCAGGUGGUGGCUACCUUGUGGGGCCGCAGCCAGGCCAGACACUUGCUGGCGGGUAGCCUGCCUCUCUACCUGGAGCAGCUGCAGCUGGAGAUGAAACAGCUGGAGAAUGAGCUGGAACAUCCCCUGGCCACGCUGAAUGAGGCCUACUCAGACGUGAUGCUGCGGUCCCUGGAUGAGGUGUGGCGACAGCGGGCUGAGGAGGCCAGGCAGUGGCUGCAGGCCUGGCUGUUCAGGCUGCUGGGAACUUGGAGGCUAAGGCCCAUCCAGGUGGCCCUGGGAGCUGUGAUGGGUACCCUGGAGCUGGCCACCCACCAUACACUAUCCUGGGCUGAGGCUGAGGUCUCCUGGGCCCUGAGGCAGCUCUGCAAACCUUUGCUGAACAUGUUCAGUUACUCAGCCAGGAACUGCUCUGUGGUGGUAAGGCUGCCACUCCUGUCAGUGGGGGAUGAACCCCUGGAUGCGGCCCAGGUGGUCAGUUACCUGCUGGAAGACAAACUCCUGUGGCCACUCCGCAGGCUGUAUGAGGCUAAUGUGCUGGCUGAGUUCUAUGGGUUCCUGCAGCGGCGGCGACUACUGAGGAGGCCCUUCAAGUAUCGUGCUGUGGUGGCCGGCGCCAGGUACAUGGUGACCUUUGAUGGGCAGGUGUGGGACCUGGGUCCCCGCUGCGGCAGCUUCCUGCUGGCCAAAGACCUCACUCAGCAAACAUUCUCCCUGAUGCUGAGCCGCAUGAGCUCUGGGUUCACAGCCCUCCGUGCACAGCUGAACCACACAGCCCUCGUUCUGUAUCCUAGCCUAAAGGCUUACAAGCUCUAUGACACUGCCUUGCCUGGGGAGGGCUGCUGGGAUUUAGACCCAUCUCCUGCUGUGCUGAACACUGGGCCCAGGGUUGAGCUGAGCAGCGAGGAUGGUGUAUCUGUCUCCUGUGACGUGCCGGGAGGCCUGUGCAGCCUGACGCUGGGCCUGUGGCACCAUGGAACAUCUGCUGGCCUUCUGGGUACCAACAACAAUGAGGCAGAUGAUGAGCUAAUGUUGCCAGAUGGCACAGAAGCUGCCAGCCUGGAGGAGCUCACCCAGGCCUGGCAGGUGGGGGAGAACUGUGCUCCUGUACAGAGGGCAGAGCAGCCAUGUUCAGGACACAGCAGCACCUGCCAGGCCUUCUUCCAAGAGCCCUGGUCUAGCCUGGGCAACUGCUUCCAGGUGGUGGACCCUGCCCCAUUCCUCAGACUGUGUGUCCAAGACACCUGUGACCCUAAGGAUCUCCAACCCGCCUGCUACCUGGCAGGUGCCUACAUCCACCUGUGUGCCCAGGACUCUGUGCCCUUGGCUCUUCCCCUGCAGUGUGGUGAGUUCUCAUUCUGGUCUAGCCUUGGGUAA
Molecule: messenger RNA, 9513 nt
Organism: Acomys russatus (golden spiny mouse)
Lineage: Eukaryota; Metazoa; Chordata; Mammalia; Rodentia; Muridae
Gene: Apoltp
Exons: 63
Coding region: 1-9513 (3170 amino acids)
Biological process (GO): lipid transport
Molecular function (GO): lipid carrier activity
Source: RefSeq, a predicted model, not a curated record